Molecule: messenger RNA, 898 nt
Organism: Microtus oregoni (creeping vole)
Lineage: Eukaryota; Metazoa; Chordata; Mammalia; Rodentia; Cricetidae
Exons: 2
Coding region: 1-810 (269 amino acids)
Biological process (GO): bicellular tight junction assembly; cell adhesion
Cellular component (GO): bicellular tight junction; plasma membrane
Molecular function (GO): structural molecule activity
Source: RefSeq, a predicted model, not a curated record
AUGAUCAAGGAAGCUCCUAAGGAUGAGGCUGAGUCUCUGGAGGAAGUUCCAGCUGACAUCCCUGAUGACAUGGAUCCAGGGGAAGGCGGAGCACAGAAGGAGAAUCCUGUCAGCCCUCCCAAAGAUUUCAUCUUCAGACUUGCCAAUGCGAAGGAGUACAUCUUCAAGUUUAGUGGCCUCCUUUGCAGCCUAUCAGCCUUGGUGUUUGAGAUUGUCAUAGCAAGCAGCCAAUUCUGGCGCCUCUGGGAAUUCAAUGACAAGCUUGUGCAAUUCAUGUCUUUUGGACUUUGGGAAGCUUACUACCCUCAAGAAUUUAAUGUUUCAGGCACUGUAACCAAGAUUCUGGUGCACACCCCUAUCAAUUCCACUUGGACCAUUUCACCUGAAUUUCAGUAUGCACAGACCCUGAUAAUGUGGGCUGUUUUGAUGAAGCUUGUAGUUCUGAUUUUCAGUGCAAUUGCCAUUAAUAUUGGCUGCAUGAAAGACCCAUUUAUUGAGAUGCAGUUAUAUUGCUACAAGGUUGCUGCCUUAGUUUUGUGUGUUAGCAGCAUCUUCACAUUUGUUUCUGUGAGCUGGAACCACUUUGUAGAUCAUUAUGACCAAACCACUCUUGACUUUCCACCUGACUAUCCGGUUAAAAAAGAAGCCUUAAUAAGCAAACACUAUACUGUUGUGUUCCCAAUAGGGGUACUAAUUGCCACCAUGUCACUCUUUGGUGCUAUCUUUUUUCUCUUAGAGAUAAACUCUUUGAAACUAAAGAAUCAGGUGAAGGCCAAGUGUGCUUCCGUAGUGGCCGAGGAAAAGAUAUGAAGUGAGAACUACAUUUGCAACAUCUGUCAGAAGAAUCCUAGAAGAAAGUUCCUACUCAUUUAAAAACUCUUGUAGUUCUCAACUUGUU